ACUCAGACCAUUUCAAACACAGAAGAAGAGACGUUCUUGCCACUCUCUUGUCUCUUUCAAAACGAAGAAUAUUCAAAUGCGCAUUGCUUCACCGCCAUUGAACAAACUUACCCAGUACUUGUUUGUCUUGUUUCUUUGAUUAUUUUUCGUUUUUGGCCAAAAUGACUUCGAGAGAAGAGGCCGGAGAUGAUGGAGUAAGGAAACCGUUGCUGCACACAGGAAGUUGGUAUAGAAUGAGUUCGAGGCAGUCCAGUAUGAUGGGCUCUUCUUCUCAGUACAUUCGUGAUGGCGCUGUUUCUGUUGUCCUCUGCGUCCUUAUCGUUGCUCUGGGUCCAAUCCAAUUUGGUUUCACCUGCGGAUAUUCUUCGCCUACACAAGCAGAAAUCAUUAGGGAUCUUAAUCUCUCAAUUUCGGAGUUCUCUUUGUUUGGUUCUUUGUCAAAUGUUGGUGCUAUGGUCGGAGCUAUUGCUAGUGGUCAGAUGGCAGAGUACAUUGGCCGCAAGGGGUCACUGAUGGUUGCUGCUAUUCCUAAUAUAAUUGGAUGGCUAAGCAUAUCAUUUGCGAAAGAUUCUUCAUUUUUAUUCAUGGGAAGGUUGUUGGAAGGAUUUGGUGUCGGUAUAAUAUCAUACACGGUACCAGUAUAUAUAGCUGAAAUUGCACCUCAGAACAGGAGAGGAAGCCUUGGAUCAGUUAAUCAGCUCUCUGUUACUCUGGGGAUAAUGCUCGCAUAUCUGUUAGGACUUUUUGUACACUGGAGAUUGCUUGCAGUUUUAGGAAUUUUGCCUUGCACAAUUUUAAUACCCGGCUUGUUUUUCAUACCAGAGUCUCCUCGAUGGCUGGCCAAAAUGGGAAUGACAGAAGAUUUUGAAGCGUCUUUGCAAGUUUUACGGGGAUUCGAUACAGACAUUUCUGCUGAAGUGAACGAAAUCAAGAGAUCUGUAGCAUCAUCAACAAAAAGAUCAACGGUUCGAUUCGCAGAUCUCAGGCGAAGAAGAUAUUGGUUCCCAUUGAUGGUGGGAAUUGGAUUACUUAUGCUCCAGCAACUCAGCGGUAUCAAUGGGAUUUUAUUCUAUUCCAGCAACAUCUUCGAAAGUGCUGGGCUUUCCUCGGGUAAUCUUGCUACAGUUGGACUUGGGGUUAUUCAGGUUCUGGCCACUGGGGUAACUACAUGGUUGGUGGAUAAAGCUGGGCGCAGGCUUCUCUUGAUUGUAUCUACAUCUGGAAUAACUGUUAGCCUGCUUCUUGUUGCAGUUGCCUUUUAUUUAGAGGGCAAUGUUUCGAAAGAUUCCCAUUUAUAUGGCAUAAUGGGAAUAUUGUCACUUGUGGGGCUCGUGGCUAUGAUAAUUUUCUUCUCUCUUGGUCUUGGAGCUAUUCCUUGGAUUAUAAUGUCUGAGAUACUCCCAGUGAAUAUUAAGGGCCUUGCGGGCAGUGUGGCAACACUGGCAAAUUGGCUAACCUCCUGGCUGGUCACUAUGACUGCAAACUUGUUGUUGAGUUGGAGUAGUGGAGGAACCUUUACUAUGUUCACACUGGUGUCUGCAUUUACAGUAGUUUUCGUGACUUUAUGGGUCCCUGAAACCAAAGGAAGAACUCUGGAAGAAAUCCAGUCAUCCUUCAGAUGAUACUAGUGUCUGUGUCUGCUCCUAGCGUGUGUAAUCUGAUUUCAAGUUUCAACUAUUUCCUGUCAUUCUUGCUCUUUUAUUUUAUUCAUUUUCUUCUUUGUAAAUGCUGAAAGUGAAUGAGAAAAAGAAAAAAGGAAGGAAGAAAGAAAGAAGGAAGAAGGGAAGAGGAAAAAAAAAAAAAAAAAAAAAAGGAACAAGAUUUCAUUUAAAUUCACUGAUCUUGUGUAUGAAUCAUGGAUUCAUGUAUUUGGCUUUGGAACUCUUUACAUUUGAAAUAUUGCAUUUUGAAUACAAGAAUUUGAAAUAAUAUGAUGAUUUGGUGUUAUUAACUAUA
Molecule: messenger RNA, 1956 nt
Organism: Ricinus communis (castor bean)
Lineage: Eukaryota; Viridiplantae; Streptophyta; Magnoliopsida; Malpighiales; Euphorbiaceae
Product: sugar transporter ERD6-like 6
Exons: 18
Coding region: 162-1622 (486 amino acids)
Biological process (GO): transmembrane transport; carbohydrate transport
Cellular component (GO): membrane
Molecular function (GO): sugar transmembrane transporter activity
Source: RefSeq, a predicted model, not a curated record